Messenger RNA from Vitis riparia (riverbank grape), 1676 nucleotides. RefSeq names its product zinc transporter 4, chloroplastic-like. Gene Ontology annotation, molecular function: zinc ion transmembrane transporter activity. NCBI's taxonomy places the organism in Eukaryota, Viridiplantae, Streptophyta, Magnoliopsida, Vitales, Vitaceae. The record is from RefSeq and is a predicted model, not a curated record. Gene Ontology annotation, biological process: zinc ion transmembrane transport. Gene Ontology annotation, cellular component: plasma membrane. The coding region runs from base 236 to 1474 and encodes 412 amino acids. The transcript is spliced from 4 exons.
ACAGAAGGGUGUCGACACUAUCGCGCUCAUCUACAUGCAAAAAGCCGCAACUGUUUAGUCCAUUCCCCUCUGAAACCUUGCCAUUCGUCAAACUAUGUCGACAUUCUUUUCUCUCCAAAAUCCCCCUCUUCCCCACCCAAUUGCAAACGAAUCAAACCGCACCAAGCCCACCGUCUCUGCUUUUCUCUCUCUCACAGACGGAUGAUCUGAGGAUAAACGCAGGAUUUGUUCUUCAAUGGUGGUCUUUGAGGAAUUGUUUGUGCUUUCCUUUGGACGGUUGAAGGGAAAGACCAUGAUUUUUUCGGAGUCGAUGCUACGGACAAUUUCCCAAUCUAUGGCCACAACGAGUUGCGGCGGAACCGAUUUAGAGACCUGCCGAGAUGAGUCAGGCGCACUCACUCUCAAAUUCGUCGCAAUCGCCGCAAUACUCGUCGCCGGCGUCUCUGGCGUCGCCAUUCCCCUCGUGGGAAAGAAGCGCCGCUUCCUCCGCACCGAUGGCAACCUCUUCUUCGCCGCCAAAGCCUUCGCCGCCGGCGUCAUCCUCGCCACCGGCUUCGUCCACAUGUUACCCGACGGUUCGACGGCGCUGUCCGACUCGUGUCUCCCCAAAAACCCCUGGUCCAAGUUCCCCUUCUCCGGCUUCUUCGCCAUGGUCUCCGCCCUCGCCACCCUCGUCGUCGACUUCGUCGGAACCCAGUACUAUGAACGCAAACAGGAGCGGACUCAGGCGAGUGAGGCCCGAGUCAGGCCUUCAGACUCAGACGGGAUCGUCCCGUUUAUCGAAGCUAAGGAUUCCAACGGAAAGGUGUUUGGAGAAGAAGAAGGCGGAGGAAUGCACAUAGUGGGAAUGCAUGCUCACGCGGCGCACCAUAGACACAACCACCCUCAAGGGGAGGAGUCUUGCGACGGCCGCCGCGGUGGCCACGAUCACAGCCAUGGACACGGCCACUCUCACGGGUUUGGGUUAGAAGAUGGUGAUGACGAAGACGGCGGCAUUCGACACGUUGUCGUUUCACAGGUACUGGAACUAGGAAUCAUAUCCCACUCGGUGAUAAUAGGGCUAUCACUGGGAGUGUCUCAGAGUCCAUGCACCAUAAGACCCUUAAUAGCGGCAUUAUCAUUCCAUCAGUUCUUCGAGGGCUUCGCCCUGGGAGGCUGCAUCUCCCAAGCCCAGUUCAAGACCCUCUCCACCACCCUCAUGGCCUGCUUCUUCGCCAUCACCACCCCAGCAGGCAUCGCCUUCGGCACGGCCAUUUCUUCCUCCUACAAUCCCGACAGCCCCCGAGCGCUGGUCAUCGAAGGCGUAUUCGACUGUGUCUCAGCCGGCAUCCUUAUAUACAUGGCGCUGGUGGACUUGAUUGCAGCGGACUUCCUGAGCAAGAGGAUGAAGUGCAAUGUUAGGCUCCAAGUCCUCUCAUAUUUGAUGCUGUUUCUUGGAGCUGGCAUGAUGUCUGCUCUUGCCAUUUGGGCUUAAGAUAGUCAGAUUUCAAUUUUUUUCUCUUUUACUAAUUCUUGUUUUGGGGCCUAAAGAUUCGGUUUUUUGGAGUAAUACAAGCAAGAAUGAAUUUGCUGAUUGCUUUUUCUUGGUGCGAAUAUGAAAUGGUGGGAUUGGGAAAGGCUGUUGUGUUGGAAAAAAUUAAGACAUUGUUUGGGAAUUGUAUUUUAGAGUUAAAAAC